AUAUUGGUGUUUUUGUGGACCAAAAUGGGAAACUUCUUCAAGCAGACAGGAUUUGCUGGUCAGAGGCCCCAACAGUUGUUAUUAUUCAGAGGCCAUAUGCAAUAGCUUUAUUACCAAGACGUAUUGAGAUUCGGUCUCUUCGAGUUCCAUAUCCUUUGAUACAGACAGUUGUUCUUCAAAAUGUCCGCCGCCUUAUAAAAAGUAACAAUUCUGUAGUUGUUACAUUGGACAAUUCUGUUCAUGGAUUCUUUCCUGUUCCAAUUGGUGCACAGAUAGUACAAUUAACAGCAUCUGGUAAUUUUGAGGAAGCCUUGGCUUUGUGCAAGCUGCUUCCUCCAGAAGAUUCAAGUCUUCGAGCUGCAAAAGAGGGUUCAAUUCAUAUAAGAUAUGCUCACUAUCUUUUUGAUAACGGGAGCUAUGAGGAGGCCAUGGAACAUUUCCUAGCAUCUCAAGUAGAUAUCACCUAUGUGCUUUCCUUAUACCCUUCUAUUCUUCUUCCCAAAACAACUGUGAUUCCUGAACUAGAGAAACUGGUUGACAUUUCUUGGGAUGGUGCACCUCUCUCAAGAGGUUCAUCUGGCAUGUCAGAUGAUAUGGAAUCCUCAUCACCACAAAACCUGCUAGAGUUCGAUGAGAAUGCAGUCCUUGAGUCAAAGAAGAUGAGUCACAAUACUCUCAUGGCUCUCAUUAAAUACUUGCAGAAUAAGAGAUACAGUAUAAUUGAAAAGGCUACCGCUGAAGGAACGGAGGAGGUUGUUUUGGAUGCUGUUGGAGAUAAUUUUAAAUCAUAUGAUUCAACAAGGUUUAAGAAGUCAAAUAAGGGGCGAGGCACCAUCCCCAUUAACUCAGGCGCUAGGGAGAUGGCAUCCAUCCUAGAUUCAGCCCUACUCCAAGCGCUACUUCUUACUGGACAGUCUUCAGCAGCUUUAGAAUUAUUGAAGGGCCUUAACUACUGUGAUAUAAAAAUAUGUGAGGAGAUUCUUCAGAAAGGUAAUCAUUAUGCUGCUUUGUUGGAACUCUAUAAAUGCAAUUCAAUGCACCGUGAAGCACUCAAACUUCUACAUGAACUUGUGGAAGAAUCAAAAUCAAGCCAGUCACAAACUGAAAUAAUUCAAAAGUUCAGCCCUGAGUCAAUUAUUGAAUAUCUCAAGCCUCUCUGUGGGACUGAUCCAAUGCUUGUUCUGGAGUACUCAAUGCUUGUUCUUGAAAGCUGUCCAACUCAAACCAUUGAGCUUUUUCUAUCUGGAAAUGUUCCAGCAGACUUGGUGAAUUCUUAUUUGAAGCAGCAUGCUCCAAAUAUGCAGGGCAGAUAUUUGGAACUUAUGCUAGCACUGAAUGAAAAUGGAAUCUCGGGAAACCUGCAAAAUGAAAUGGUGCAAAUUUAUCUUUUGGAAGUACUUGAAUGGCAUGGUGAGUUAAGUGCUCAACAGAAAUGGGAUGAGAAAGCUUAUUCCCCAACAAGGAAAAAACUCCUGUCUGCUUUAGAGAGUAUCUCUGGAUAUAACCCUGAGGCUCUGUUGAAACAUCUUCCAGCAGAUGCACUGUUUGAAGAGCGGGCAAUUCUGUUGGGAAAAAUGAACCAACAUGAACUUGCCUUGUCUAUAUAUGUUCACAAGCUUCAUCUACCUGAACUAGCACUUGCAUAUUGUGAUCGGGUAUAUGAAUCGAUAGCUCAUCAGCCAUGUAAAUUUUCUGGCAACAUAUACCUUACUCUUUUGCAAAUCUAUCUGAAUCCUAAGAAGACAACCAAGAACUUUGAAAAGCGGAUUACAAAUCUGGUAUCAUCUCAAAGUACAAGUAGCCAAAAAAGUAUCUCAGGAUCCGCAUUUAGAGGUAAAGGAGGUCGUUCAUCCAGGAAAAUUGCUGCAAUAGAGGGUGCAGAAGACAUGCGAAUCAGCCACAGUAGCACUGAUAGUAGCAGGAGUGAUGGUGAUGCUGAAGAAUCAAGUGAGGAAGGAAGCUCUACUUUUAUGUUAGAUGAAGUACUUGAUCUGUUGAGCCGAAGGUGGGAUAAAAUCAAUGGAGCUCAGGCUCUCAAGCUCUUACCUAGAGAAACUAAAUUACAGAACUUGCUUCCAUUUCUUGGACCUCUUUUGAGAAAAUCCAGUGAAGCAUACAGGAAUCUCUCAGUGAUCAAGAGUUUGAGGCAUAGUGAAAAUCUGCAGGUGAAAGAUGAACUCUAUAACCAAAGGAAGUUGGUGGUGAAGAUAAGCAGCGAUAGUAUGUGCUCUCUUUGUAACAAGAAAAUAGGGACAAGUGUGUUUGCUGUCUAUCCCAAUGGCAAAACACUGGUUCACUUUGUUUGCUUCAGUUCCCAAAGCAUGAAAGCUGUGGGUAAAGGUAGAGUUGGUAAAAGUUCACCGCUGAUGAAGCUACGAUCUUGACCAGUCAACCACGCAUAUGACCCAGUGCAAUGAAGGCAGUCUCUCCAAGUCUAUACCUGAGUUUAUAAGUGGACGAGUCCACUCUUAACGCCACAAUUUGCUCUCUAUUACUAUUAAUACUGUUCAAAA
Carica papaya (papaya) is the source of this 2513-nucleotide messenger RNA. NCBI's taxonomy places the organism in Eukaryota, Viridiplantae, Streptophyta, Magnoliopsida, Brassicales, Caricaceae. The record is from RefSeq and is a predicted model, not a curated record.